Molecule: messenger RNA, 480 nt
Organism: Angiostrongylus costaricensis
Lineage: Eukaryota; Metazoa; Nematoda; Chromadorea; Rhabditida; Metastrongylidae
Source: the annotation of a GenBank genome assembly
AUGACAUCUAUGUGUAGCUCAUUUUUUGGAUUUACAAACGUUGGUCGCUUCACCAUUCUGCUUUUAGACCAUGGUCUCGUGCACACACCAAUUGUCACCUCUUUCUUGCCUUCAUUUCACUUCGGUGGUAAAAGAAAACGUAGACAUCGUACGAUUUUUUCAGAGGAGCAACUUCAGGUAUUGGAAGCGACAUUCACAGAAACUCACUAUCCUGAUGUUUCGUUACGAGAGAAAUUAGCUAUACAAUGUGAUCUUAAAGAGGAACGGGUAGAGGUUUGGUUUAAAAAUCGACGAGCUAAAGAACGUAAGCAAAAACGCGAAUCGGGAAAAGAUGGUGGUGGUGGUAUUGCGAAAACGGCGGCAUCGGACGACAGCGAUUGCGACCUCAGCGACGAGGACGACACGUCGCGAGCUAAGCGGGCGAAAGUCGCCCGUUCGUCGCCGUCCGCGUCGCCAAUCGAUAAAACAUCACCAGCCUAG